Messenger RNA from Helianthus annuus (common sunflower), 867 nucleotides. RefSeq lists its product as uncharacterized. Bases 1 to 867 code for a protein of 288 amino acids. The transcript is spliced from 6 exons. The record is from RefSeq and is a predicted model, not a curated record. Lineage: Eukaryota; Viridiplantae; Streptophyta; Magnoliopsida; Asterales; Asteraceae.
AUGUCAAUAUCAGUUGAGAGUAACAAUCUUAGUUUUGUUAACGAUUUGAAUCAUGGGAAAGAUAUGUGGAACAUGAAAGCGAGUAUUAUUCGAAAAUGGAAUCAAGGUUACAAAAUGAAUCUCAUCUUCAUUGAUAAAAAGGGUGCUAAGAUUCAAGCGGGUAUUAAAAGUCAUCUGAUACCUGUUUUUGAUGGACAACUUCAAGAAGGUGCUGCUGUGAUUCUGUCGAAAUUUGGUGUUGGUGAGAAUAAAGAUUUAUAUAAAGUUGCAGUACAUGAUUAUAAAAUCAACUUUUAUAGAUGCACAACUAUUACACCUGUGAGAGAUUGGCAAGGUGUUGAGUAUGGUUUCAACUUCAGAGCUUAUCAAGAUAUUCUUCAAGGAGAGGCAUUAAACACUUUGAGUGUUGAUGUUGCUGGAUCUGUGGUUUGGUGUAGAGAUCUUGAAUUCUUUAGUCGACCUCCAAAAGAAACUAAGAAGAUCAAUUUCGAUAUUCAAGACUUGGAGGGUAAAGUUUUGUGGUGUACUGUGUCGAAUGAUUAUGCUCUGCAGUUUAAGGAGUUCAUCUCUAAAAUCCCAGCUCAUGAGCAUGUAAUGGCUGUUAUACAGCAUGGAAAGUGUGAAUAUACAGUUCAAAAUGAUAAGUUUGUAACACGAAUGCUUCUGAAUGAAGAAAUCGAUGAAGUUAAUCAGCUAAGGAGGAGUCUUAUACUGAAAUUUGGACAAGGGAGUGGUUCUACUUCUCAAACAAUACUAUCGUCACGGAGCGUUUUUCCAUUGCAUAAAGAAUUUGUAACAGAUGGUGUGAGGAAACAUGUUGAUGAGAUUAGUGAGAUUGGCUUCCACAGCCUGAUGAAUCCCUUUUGA